Molecule: messenger RNA, 1497 nt
Organism: Theobroma cacao (cacao)
Lineage: Eukaryota; Viridiplantae; Streptophyta; Magnoliopsida; Malvales; Malvaceae
Source: RefSeq, a predicted model, not a curated record
AUGAAUCGCAGAAUGUGGUCAGAUCUUACCCUCUCCAUUGAGCCAGAAAAUAGAAGAGAUCUACUGAGAGUGAGAGAAGGGAAGAUGAGCUUCUUGAAGAUAUACAAGUUUUUGUUGCAUGGGGUGUUGAAGCUAGCUGGGAUAAGCCCCCGAACCAUAGAGAUCGAGCCAGGGACGAUUAUGAACUUUUGGGUCCCAACUGAAACCAUUAACAACACCAACACGAAAAGAAAAAAGCCUGCCGUAGUUUUCCUCCAUGGCUUUGGCUUUGAUGGUAUUCUAACAUGGCAAUUUCAGGCGUUAGCUUUGGCCAAAGAGUACUCCGUUUACGUCCCGGAUUUCCUCUUCUUCGGUGGUUCCAUCACUGACAAGACGGAGAGGUCGGUGGAGUUUCAAGCCGAGUGCAUGGCCAAGGGUUUGAGAAAGCUGGGUGUGGAGAAAUGUACCCUGGUGGGGUUUAGUUAUGGAGGAAUGGUUGGUUUCAAGAUGGCGGAGAUGUACCCUGACUUGGUUGAGUCCAUGGUGGUGACCUGCUCGGUUAUGGCCUUGACUGAGUCGAUCAGCAAUGCCGGACUUGAGCGGAUUGGGUUCCCAAGCUGGGCAGAUUAUUUGCUUCCAGUGUCAGUUAAGGGCGUUGAGACCCUCCUUCAAGUUGCUACUUACAGUUUCCCAAAGUUGCCUAAUUGGAUUUACAAAGACAUUUUGGAGGGGAUCUUUAUUUACAGAAAGGAGAAAGUCGAACUCCUUGAGGCUUUGGUCAUUAGUGACAAGGAAUUUACCAUUCCUUGUUACCAACAGAACAUAUAUCUUUUGUGGGGGCAGAAUGACAAGAUUUUUGACUUGGGCACCGCCCGCAACUUGAAGCAGCAAAUCAGAGAAAAAGCAAGUCUAGAAUACAUAGAGAAAUCAGGUCAUUUAGUUCAAUUGGAGCGACCAUUCGUGUACAACAGCCACCUCAAGAAAAUUCUUGCUUCCUUAUGGUCAAAAGAGAAAAGUCAUGCCACCGAUGCAUUUCCGCAGCCGAAAAAGAAAUGAUCACCUAAUCUUCGGAAUUGAAUUUUAUCUUGUUCACAUAUAAGCCAAAUCACCCACAAUGAUAGUAUCUAAGGGUACCUUAGGUUUGCGCUGUCGGCAGGCCUUGAUGCUUUUAUAGUGUAUUUGUUCUGUUUUUCGAUACAAUUCUUCAUUUCUGGGUAUUAAGCAUAUAAGCAUAUGCAGACAAGAUAAACGAAAAGCUGUUGAUGUUGGUUACAGCUUGAAGAAGACUGAAGAUGAAGGCUGCAGAAUAAAGUCAACACUUACACGAUUUUACGUGUUUUAUUUAUAGCAUAUAUAGAUUUUUACUUUUGCUAUUUAUUAGUUUUUCCUUAGUUGCUUUUUACUUGGUUGUAAAUGUUUGGUUAGUUUAGUUGAUUUCCUAUUGGUCAGAGGUUCUGUAUAUAAAGCACUGUUGCAAUAACUCUUUUCAAUAGAUGAAGAUAUACACUUUUUUCUUCA